Molecule: messenger RNA, 10865 nt
Organism: Argiope bruennichi
Lineage: Eukaryota; Metazoa; Arthropoda; Arachnida; Araneae; Araneidae
Product: apolipophorins-like
Exons: 34
Coding region: 38-9730 (3230 amino acids)
Biological process (GO): lipid transport
Molecular function (GO): lipid carrier activity
Source: RefSeq, a predicted model, not a curated record
AAGCGCCUGAAAUCACUUUGGGGCUCCUAUCUCAUUCAUGAUGGUCCUGAGAUUAGCCAUAUUAGCGUGGCUGGGAUGUCUUGCCAUAGCAGGACCUGUGGCAUGGGAUGCUUCCAAAUGCGCUCAGAAGUGUAAUGGAGGAACGAAGUUUCAGUAUUCUGAACAAACAUCUUAUGUUUAUAAAUUUGAAUCUUCUAACUUAUUGAAAGCAGAUGGAGCAACGGAUUUAAACAUGGGCAUGACAGCGACAUUUAAAGUAACGGCUGUAUCUAAAUGUGAAAUGGUUUUGCAGGUACUUGAUGUUUCCCUAAAACAUGGUACGACACAAGAAACUGCAUCUCCUUUCAUUGAUGAGCUGAAAAGAAAUCCAUUGCCAUUUUCUUGGAAUGACGGCAAAAUUGAACACGUUUGCCCGAAUCCUGAUGAUUCCAAUGAUGUCAAUAACAUCAAAAAGGCUAUGAUAUCAGCACUACAAAAUUCCAUGAGAACUUUUGAAGCAAAUCUGCAUGACCGAGAGGUUGAUGUUUUGGGAUCCUGCAACACAGAGUACAUUCUUAAAGAAAACAAAAAUGAAAAAUUUGUGUUUACAAAGAAUAAAGACAUUGCUACUUGCACGGAUCAUCUCAAGGGGCAAACUUUGUUGUUGGCUACAUUUUACGAAUCGUCUGCGCACCGUCAACACUUACCUUUGUUAUCCGGAGAAACACUCACCUGUCAACAGACAAUCGAGAAUGGAAUAAUUGAAGAAGUAGUAUGUGAUGAGAAAGCUGCUUUCAAACCUCUCUAUAGUUACGGUUACGUCGUCGAAGCCGAGGCGAAAAUCACAGUCAAGAAAAUAUCAGCAGAAGGCGCUUCUGCUAUUAAUUACAGAGCACCAAAAAAAGAAAGCCUGGUUUUCAAACACAAUCCCGAAUCUAAGAAGAAUGACAACUUAGAAGUAGAGGCCCAGAAUGUUUUAAAACAAAUUUGUGAUAAUUCUGAGGGGCUCAUCAACAAAAAUGCAGCUCACGCCGUCCAUAAAUUAGUCUACCUCAUUCGGGGAUUGAAUGAAGGGGCUCUAGAAAGAAUCUACCAAUCUUUGAAGAGCAAGCAAUUAUGCCGCUCCAGGAAAGCACUAACAAUUUAUUUGGAUGCUUUGAAGGCAGCAUCCUCUGGAGGCUCAAUAGCAUUAUUUUCAAAGCUUGUGGAAAAUGGGGAAGUUCGAAAAACCGAUGCAUUUCUGUGGAUGACACUUCUACCAUUUACAUCGUACGUGGAAGAAGAAUCUGUUGCUGCUACUCUUCCUUUACUGAGGAAAGAUACUGCAAGACGACAGGCUCUGUUGGGUGUAUCUGCCAUGGCUUACAAAUAUUGCACAACUCGAAGCAACUGUGAAGAUUCGAAUGCAGUCAAAUCUGUCUCCUCUAGUCUAAAACAGUUUUUAGGUGAUAAGUGCCAGACAACAAAUAAAGAAGAAGAAACACAGAUCAUUACGGCUCUGAAAGCAUUUGGAAAUCUGGGAUACGUUGGAGAAAGUGCUGAAAGUAUUUUUGAAUGUGCAGCUCUCACCUCUAACCAGCUCCCUAUAAGAAUAGCAGCCAUUCAAGCAUUUAGACGAACUCCUUGCACCGAAUCGAUUGCAGCCAAACUUCUAGAAACAUACAAAGACAAGAAUGAAGAAGACGAAGUUAGAAUUGCUGCUUUGAUAUCUUUGUCUAAAUGCGCAACCGAAGAGAUAAUAAGACAAGUUCUGGAAUCAUAUAACUCAGAAACCAGUAAACAAGUUGAAGUAUUUACAUGGAGCCUUCUGGAAAACUUGAAAUCUUCAUCUCAUCCUGUGAGAGAAAGACUGGGAGAAUAUUUGUGGCUGGAAGACAUCAAAGUUCCUGACUCAACAGAUUUAACGAAAUUUUCCAGAAAUUUCGAUGUGUCUUUCUUUUCAGAAAUUUUUAAUCUCGGACACGAUAUCGAAGCUAAUAUUAUUCAUUCAAAGAAUUCUUUCCUCCCACGCUCAGCGGAUCUUGACUUCAAAUCAAAUAUUUUUGGAAAUCAACUAGAUUUGUUGCAGGUUGGUGGAAGAGUAGAAGACUUGGAACACACGCUAGAAAAAUUAUUUGGACCUCGAGGCUUGAUGCCAAAUCUCGAAAUUAAUGACGUUUUGAAUCUGAUUCCGGAAAACCUACGAAAGCGAGGCAGAAGAUCCGCUGAGUCAUAUAAGUCAAAAUUAGAAUCUUUGGGUGAAAGACUGGGCUACAGCAGAGGAAAAACUCCUCAUGGCUCUGCAUAUAUUCGAGUACUUGGCCAUGAGUUAGGUUGGGUUAAUCUGCAUAAAGAUGUUAUAUCCAAAAGAUUUGAAGAUUUUAAUAUUGAAGAACUUGUAAGAGAGAUAGUUCGAACGAAGGAGAUUGAUGUGGCCAAGAAUUUGUUGUAUCUGGAUGUUUCAAUUUUGUUCCCAAGUGUGACAGGAAGAGCUUACAAGCUUGCUGGCAAUGCCAGCUUGACUCUUGGUUUAAAAACUAAUGGAAAAAUUGAGCUCCACAAGAAUUCAAAAAUUCUUCCUCUAUCGGGAAUAUUGCUAGAAGGAAUUGCUCAGCCAAGCAUUUUGUUAGAUUCAUCUGCAUCAUUCACCAUUCAUUCAGAAAACUAUGAACCAGGAGUUAGAGCCGAAACAACCUUGAGUGCUGGUCUUGAUAUUAAUGGCAAAUUUGAGUUUAAAGAUUUCAAGUUAUUACACAUCAAACUCAGCAGAAGACAAGAGCGUCAAGAAUUACUGAGUUUAAAGCGCACACUAUACUCAAUAAACCAAAACGGUGUCAGAGAAAUACCCAAACCACAGUCUUAUAAUUUGAACUAUUGCACAAAAUAUGUUCAAUAUAUCUUGGGAGCUCGCUACUGCGUAUCAGCAACAAUUCCACAUAUCUACAAUGACCAAGGAAAACCAAAAAUCCCGUUUGUGCGAGCCAUGGAGGCCUCAGUUGUGGUGGAACAAGUUGAUAAAAGCAUGGAUGGAUACGAACUUUUCCUGCAGUUGCCUGACUUUUCGGUAAGAGAAGAAAGAAAAUACAAAUUUUUGCUCGAUACCCCUAAUUCAGAAGUAGACAGAAAAUUAUCCGCCGACUUAACAGCGAAAAGGCCUGAUGCAGAAACGACAAUAAUAGCUUUAAAAACUUAUAGUCCUUUCUAUUCUUUGGAUGUUAAUGUUGAUGUCAAUAACAGAGCAGAUGCUUUCCGAUUAAAAGCUGAUGCUUUGGGAAACCAAAAGAGACGUUACUCUCUGUUAAUGGAUGUUGGCAAAGAUGUCCGAGGAGCUCGUCUUGUCGAAUAUCAGCCGAAAAUUUCUCUUAUCUUACCAAAUGUGAGACCCAUAGAACUAUCUGGUACAAUAGUUUUUUCAAAAGGAAGGAAAGCACUGGUAUCAAUCAACAUGCAGUCAAACAGCUUUGAUUCCCCUCUUAAUAUUAAAGGAAAUCUUGCACAGGAAGGAGAUAUCGAUUUGGAAGAAGAUUGGAAAGUCUCAUCUGAACUGAACAUCACUGCAUUUUCACAGAUUCAUCGACUUCAAAGCAGCUUAGGAAAUCUGGGAGGAAAAGGUCUUUACUUAGAUUUAGGCCAUCAUUAUGAGCCAGACGGUAGAAGCUAUGAAAGCGUGACUGUCAAUGCAAAGUUAGAAAAUGUCGAGUUACGAGAUCGUUUACAAUUUAGCUUAGACGCCAAAGUACUUCUAGCUGAGCAUCAAGAUUUAAAUUCUCAUUUCAGAUGGGAUUUUAGUGUAAAACCCUUGGGUCAUUUCAAAAAUGAUGUUCUUUUCAGAUAUGGCGAAAAUUUUGAAGAUAACAAGCAUCUUGUACGGUUGACUCAGAAAGUUGCUCUUCAUGGUGAUUUCGACACAUUUCAGCACAUGGACCUAGAAAAUAAACUGGGACUAACCAUAUCUUGCUUUGAUUUCGACAAAUCUGCUGCAUUGAGCGUAGUUUGGGAUUUUGAGAAAAGGCCAAAACUUUUUGUUGAAGUUGGUGUAAAAUCUAGUCCAGAUAGAGAAAUAAGCUUGAAAUAUGAUUACAGACACGUUUCUAACAAACCGCUUAAGUUGGUAGCUGAUGGGAAACUUGUGUUUUACGAUCAUAAGGUUUUGUACAGAGAUCAUGUAGAGGAAGUUGCUCGUAAUGAAUAUCGAGGACAAGCAGUUCUGACACCCAGAGAAGGAAAGGAUAUCACUAUUAAUUACGUGUAUAAAAUAAAAAGUCAAACUCAUUUCCAUCAUGAAUUGGACGGCACAGUUAGUUUUCCAGCAACGCAAACCCCUGUCAAGAUAAAGGCCGAUCUGGAAAUUACAUCAGACAGUUUGAAACUCAACAGUAUUGCUGACUCAGGAAGUCGCGCAUAUUCUAUAGAUAUGAAUUUGCAGAAAACAGGAGCUAGUCGAGUUGCAUUAAAUACGCCAUAUAUAGAGGGUAAUGUUAAUGUUGAUUCCCAAAACGGAGAUCAUUCCGUACGCGCAGAUAUCAAAACGGUUGGAAAAGACGACAGAAGAAUUGUAAUAACAGGAAAUAUAGCUCAAAAUGAUAUAACAACCUUAACUCUUGAUAUUCAAUGGGAUGCUGAUAAAGAUUCCGAAAAGAAACUGUCUAUAAAAGCAAAAACAAACAAAGCAACCGAAAAUGGCAUCGAUAAGCACAUGAUAACUGCACAAAUCAGUUAUGAAGGAUCCAUAAACGUUGAUGUUACAGGGAAAAUAAGCACUGAUCUUCUAAGAGGUCCUCAUUAUUUCCGAGCUGACUUCUCUGGUAAUAUGGAAAGUAUGGCUAUUGAAUAUACUCAUGAAAUUAAAAAUGGAGAGGUUGAAAGUGUAGCGAAAUAUUUAAGAAGCAACGUAGAAAAAUUAAAACUGAACAUGAAAGGCAAAUACGUCUUAACUGGAACCAAAUUUCAAAUAGAAUAUGGAUUAUUUUUGACUUCCCCUUAUAAAACAUUUGAUGGAAAAGAGCUGUACUUCCAAAUUAUGGCUGACUCAACGGAAACUGCAAGGACAUUCAUUGCCGAAUAUCGUAUCAAACCAGCAACAGUCAUAGGCUAUGUUGGGAAAAUAGAUUAUAUCAGAAAGCGAGGAUGGCCUGGCCAGAUUACCUCUAACUUACUUGUUACUGUGCAUCAGAGACCUGUGUAUGAAGGUAAUACUCUCAUAGAAUAUGGAAAUGGCAAAUAUUCGUGGAAAACAAGUUUUACACCAAUUUCGAAGAAAAAAAUUAAUUUGUUGACUCAUUUUGAACACUCAGCUAAAUUUGCAGCUUUCCAUCAUUCAAUGGCAUCUACUUUAGAAUACUUACAGAAGGUAGAACUGAAUGCUGUAGCAGAUUUAAGAAAUACAGAGGAUGCCAAAGUAUAUUCUAAUUUGGAUGUGAACCACCACAAAAUGUACGAUGCAAAUGCAACGAUGAAAAUCCGUAGUAUGGUUGAUUUUGAGGGACAACUGGUGAUUUUGAGCAAAAUAACUCCAUCUUUUCAUCUUUUUUACAGAACACAACCAUCUGGCCAAUUAACCAAGUAUGAUAUGAAUCUUGAUGUUGAUUCUGUCAACCUAAUAGCUGGUAGCGGUGAAAUUAAGAAGCGUAAAAAGGGAGUUAACGCUGACAUGGUCUUUAAAUAUAAAGAGAAAGAAUUCCUCAAUCUUAAUAUUAAUCAAGAAAUCAAAUCGAAAUCAGAAAGAAAUUAUGUAAUCAAGGUGAAAACUCCUUGGAGAUCAUAUACAUCCUAUAUAAAAGUAGCCAAAGAAAAGAAAGGAAAGGAAAUAAAAUAUGAAACAAAAUUCUGCAGAAAUGAAAAAGACCAAUGCAUUAGUAUCGAUGUAACCCACAAAGAACUAGCCGAUGGUGAUGAAUGGCAAAUAGCCUAUGAACGCGGCGAUGUUGCAUUCAGCAUUGAAAGAAUACGAAUUAGCACUAAUGAACUAUCUCGUUUCCAUACCGUCAUUUAUAACGGAGAUGUUCGAUAUGGCUAUGAUUUAAGAUUUGCAAAGGAAGAAAACGGACACAGUGUGAGUUUAGGAAUCAUCCUUCCGUCAAGAGAAAUUGUUACAAAAACAUAUGGCGAAAUAUCACUGAGAAAACCUAGAGUCAAAUUCGAGUUCCAGACUGACGCACGAAAACAUCCAGAGAGAAAACUCAUUACUGAUAUAAGAUUUGAAAACCAUCUUGCAGAUAACAGUCCAUCAAAAUUAGAUGUUAUCAUCAGUCACCCAACAUACGAGAAGCCCAUAGAACUGCAAUUGAUUGCUGAUUUUGAACCCACGUUAAAUAAGUUUUUCACAGCUCAAGUAUCAGCAGAUUACUCUAAUAAUCCUGAAGAUAAGCUCAUUGGAAAACUAUCGAUGGAAUCUUCAAAAGAUGGAAAAUCUGGCACCGUUCUUGUCGACAUUUACCAUAAAGAUGAACAAAAUUUGGAUUUCACGAUCAAAGCAAACACCACUAUGGAUAGUAAUGAAGAUUAUGGAGGUGUUUUCUAUUAUUGGAAAGACGAAGAUGGGGCUGAUGUUCAAGCGUUCACUGUAUUCCAUUAUAUUGAGAAAGAAAGAAGAUUCUAUUUUGAGUUCAACAGACCAAAGUUUGUCUAUCGAUUAGAUGGUGCAGUAGUUACUCCACCAACAUUAUUAGGGGAAACUUGCGAAACAGAUUUGACGUCAGUAUACCAAGGAGAAACUACUAAAGCCAAGCUAAUUGCAGACUACAAAAAACAAUGUUACAAGUUAAUAGUGUAUACCGAAGAAGGUGAAACAAGUCGCAUCAUUGAAGUGUGUGUAAACAGCAGAAGCCGAAAAAUUCUCUCCAUCGUAACUGAAAGUUUAGACGAUGAAGGACAAUGGACAUUUGACUUCUCGUUGGACAUUGUGCGAAAAAGCUGGAGAACCAUCAAAAUAAUGAGUCAUUAUAGCCCGGAAUUUUUGGGACAAUUUUUGUUCAAGGCUACAGCAUUCGGAGACGAGUUAACCACAGCAGGAGUUCGAUUCCUUCCUAUGUAUGAUUCUCCAAGAUUCAAAAAGAUUCGAAAUUCGUUCCAUUCUAAAAUUUUCCAACCAACAUUACGAUUUUUCAUACCUGAAGCAGCAAAAUUCAUCGCAGAUUUGAGAAGAGACACUACUUUCGCUGUAGUUAAACUUAGAAACUAUUACAAUUCUUUACCACCAUUUACUGAAAUCAAACAAACCAUACAAAGAGCAAGGCAACUGGUGAGAAGUGCUCUUUACGAAGUUUGGAGUGCUGUGGAAUCCUAUUAUAAAGAGUAUUUCAAAACCGCUAUCAAUUUCGUAAAUAAAGCAACUGGUAUUGUUAAAGCUGUAUGUCAUAACAACGAAGAUUGUAAAGCUUUCGUUAAUGCUUUUAAUGACGGAGGAUGGAAAGGACUGGCAAAUCAAAUAAAGAUCUUUAUUCAGUCCAUACCUCAAAAGAUACGUAAUUUCAUGGAGAGACCAGGAGUGGAUGCAAGAAAAUUUUACGACAAAGCCAUGAUCCUAGUGAAAGCUGCUCUCCAGCCUUUAACAAAAUAUAAAUGUGGUGAAAUUGUUGUCAAAAUUGUUCAGUUGACUUACACAGCUGUUGAACCACACAUACAGUCAUUCUUGGAAAAUUAUCCUCGUUAUUAUCGUACAAUAAGACAAGCGAUAGUUACCAAUAAAUAUGUCAUUCAGGCAACAAAAAUUGCUCAAGAUGCAUUCUCUAGGCUGAGAAGUGAAGUAGAAAAAAUAGACUUCGAAAAGCUGAUUUCCAUAGGAAAGCACUACAUAGAAGAUUUCCUCUUCAACUUCACUCCUCCAUCUCCAAAAUCUGCGACGACAAUCAAUGCAUUCGAUGUCGAACGAGGCCAUGUAGACUUCGAUAUUCAUUUUGGAGUUUCACAAUCGUACCCAGUUAAAGUGCUUACUCGCAUUCUUGAUCGAGUAACAAAUUUAGUAGAAAGACUGGUAUUCCACAGAGAACAGUUUAGUUCGCAAGCUUUACUGGUCAAGUUCAAGCGAGGAGCUGACUUAAAUUUCUUCCCACCUUAUGAAGCUCAAGCUAUGCUUGUGGGUAACCAUCAUUUUGUAACAUUUGAUAAAGUAUUCUACGACUUUGCUGGAGAAUGUACCUACCUCCUCUCUAGAGAUUUUGAGGAUGGUAAUUUCACGUUUGCUCUCAAACCGUCUGCGGGUGAAAAAGGUCCAUCUAUACUUGCAUUAAUCAACGACAAGAGUAUUGAAGUAAACAGCGGUGAUCAAAUAAUAAGUGUAGAUGAUAAUGCAGUGGAAUUGCCAUAUCUCACAAAAGAAUUUACAGUUUCCCGAUCUGGAAGCACUGUCAUCAUUGACGACAAACAUGGCGUUAAAGUGAAAUGCAAUUUGGUUUAUCAGAUAUGCACAUUUUCAAUUACUGGUUGGUAUUUUGGAAAAACUGCUGGCCUUCUUGGAACUUACAACUACGAACCUUCGGAUGAAUUCAAAAGACCAAAAGGACAAGUUGCAAACUCUCCAAGUGUCCUAGCCAAGAGUUUUGAGUUAAAGAAAGGCUGCAAAUCUAAUAAUUUAGUUCCUGAAGUGAAGAUUAAGGAAAACAGUGACUAUUAUAAAUUAUGUAAAGAACAUUUCGAGUCCACUUCGUCUCCACUAUCAGCAUGUUUCUAUGAAGUUAAACCUGAAGAAUAUUUCCAAUUGUGCCUCCGUCAUCUCGCAAGAGCAAGUGAUCCAGCAAAAUCAUUAUGUAAUAUUGCAGCAGCAUAUGUUAUGGAAUGUGAAAGAAAUUACAUCGAAUUGAAUCUUCCCAGCAAAUGCAUUACAUGCAGUGCACCUGAUGGAAGCACCCUGCAGCAAGGUGACAGGAAAAAGUAUGAAAACUUAAGCAAGAAAUCAGCUGAUGUCGUUUUCAUUGUAGAAGAUCACGAAUGCAAUAAAGCUAUUGUGAAUGACUUAGGCAACCUUGCCCGUUCAAUUGAAAGAGAGCUGCAAAACGAUGGCUUCAAAGAUGUCAUGUUUGGUGCAGUUGGCUAUGGAGCUGAUAUUGGCAACCCACAGAUAUACACAGUGAAAGGAAGCACAUUUUUCAAUUCGAGGGACAUCAAUUCUAUAAAAGAUCGAAUAAAAGCAGAAAAUCAAAAGACAGAAUCUUCCAGGGCCUUUGAAGCUAUGAAACUCGCUGUUAAUUACCUGUUCAGAAGCGAUACAGCGAAAUCCUUUGUCUUAUUGUCAUGCUCUCCCUGCAAAUAUGACUACAAAUCGCUGUUGUAUCCAGUUAUUCAUCAGAUUCUGUUAGAACGAGGAAUCAGCUUACACGUGGUGAAAGAUGCUGAAAUUUCUAUCAGAAAAAGCUCCAUCAAAGAAAAAGAUAUUAUAGGUGUUGAUCCAGUUACCGUAUAUCAUUCGAAGGAUGUAACACAGAGAGACUUGGUUGGAGAACCUGCCUUGCGAUCUCAAAUAUCAUUGCCUAAAGAUUUAUGCAUAGCUUUGUCGCAAGAUGUUGAUGGAAGCUUCUUUUCUUCUCAUUCUCUGAAUAAGGCAUCAUCUGGUGAUCUGAAGAAUUGGCGAAGUGUGUUCGCAAGAAAGUUCUUGAAAUCUACUCAAAGCUUCCAGUGUCAGAUGUGUGACUGUACCUCUACCAGAGACCACAUUCCUAACACUAUUUGUCAGCCUUGUGAGGCCAAAAGACCGAGACUACCUUUCUCCGUAUGUAAAUCUUGCGCUCUUGAAAGAACUGCAGAGUCGUUUUUGUCAUAUUUACUUCAGUUUUAUUAAAAUGCGAAAGGCAUUAAUAUCGAAGUAGAAAAGGAAUGAGUUAAUUGAUGAAUGCAUUAACAAGAGGUGACUUAAUGAAAAAAGGGGGAGAUAUUCCGUUUCAAAAAGUUAUGCUUGUAAUACUGCUGUAAUGAGUGAGUGAUAGUACAAUACGGAUAACUUUUCGAAAUUAAAUAGAAAGUUUUCUUUUAUUAAUAUUAUAAAAAAUGAUGUAUAAUCAGAUUAACUACAUUGGGAAAUAUUGGGAGUAUUUGGGAAAUAAAAAAAGAAUUCCUCAAAAUAUCGAAAAAUUCUACUGCUCUUUAAUUGAUAUAAAUAAGCAAUUAUUUUAUACGGUUAGAGAUGUAGAGAACUUCCUACUUUCAUAUUUCCUUUUAAGCAUUAAAUAAUUAUUUUACGAAAUAAUAUGUUAAAAGGAUUUUUUGCCUAAGCGUACAUAUAUGAAAUAUGUUAAUCAGUUAUUAACCAAAAUUUUAAAGGAAAGUAACUUUUUAAAUAUUUAAGCAUUAUUUUAUUGGUUAAAAUGUUUUAGCUUACUGAAAUGAUUUCGCAACAUAUACGGAGAAAAAUGACUGCUUAUUAAAAUAAACGCUCGUCAAGCAGAAUUGCUUUCGAAACAUUUAAUCGUAUCUUUGAUAAAUAAAAAAACAUUAAAACAAAUCUAUGUUUAAAAAUUAUGAAUUCACUCACUCGUUAAUAUAUUUCAAACCGCCCAUUUUAACACACUAAUAGCUGCUUAAAAAAUUUUCAUCAUUAAAAAUGUGUACAUAAGAUACAUCUCAUUCUAAUCUUUGGAUGAGUAGCACAUUUUUUCUGUCAGCCCAUAUACUCUUCAAAGAAUGAUCAUUAUGCUCUAGAAAUGUUUCAAUUGCAACCCCACAACUUGUUUUUUUUAAUCGUAUUUUUGUUUUUAUUUUAUUUUUCUUUUUUUUUCUAGCUUUACCUUACGGCUGAUGCCAAGUAUUUCUGAUGUUCGAUAGUGAACCUCGCAUCUUACGUCAUUUAUUUUGUGCAGUGAUUUUAGAGUAUUUGGGUUGGCUGAAAAAAAUAAAAUUCACUCCCAAUCCUUUUUAUUAAAUGUGUCCGUUUUAUUUGUACGUGAAUAAGAAUUUUAAUAAAAGAAUUAAAAUUAAAA